GACUGCAUGGAGGUUAGACACGGCCAUACUUAUCGUUAGCCAGAGUCACAGAGUCACGUUUAAUCAUGGACCCCCGUACCAGUGCCCAGGACGUGAUGCGAUGUGACCUGUGUGAGACCGCUGUGGUACAGAUGCACUGUGAUACAUUGUCUUGUCAACCUGUGUAAGGCCUGUGUGGGAGAACAUGCUACAGCUGACUCCUCUAAACCUCAUAAAAUUGUACAUUUCAAGGACAGAAAUUCUACCCCUCUUUCUCCUGGAUGUACCACUCAUGAUGGACAACAAUGUACCAUGUACUGUAAACAAUGUGGCAUUCCAGUUUGUACAAAGUGCAUUGCAUCUGAUCAACAUCUAGGUCAUAAAGUAUCAGAAAUCUUGGAAGUUGCGAAUGAGAAAAAGAAUAAAUUCAUGAAAGAACAAACUGAAUUGACAGAAACGAUCUAUCCAAUCUACCAGGACAUUGCCUCUGAUGUACAAAACAGAAUGAGUCAGUUAGAAAAAGAAUAUGGAGAUCUCUCAACAGCCAUAACAAAACAUGGAGAGGACUGGCACAGAGAAAUUGACAAACUUGUCCAGAAACUUAAAGCUGAAGUUGAUGAGAUGAAAAACACACAGUUACAAACUCUACAGAAACAUCUGGAUGAAAUAAAUAAGACAAUGUCUGACAUCAAGGAUGAAAUCAAUUCAAUGGAACAUGCAAUAGACACCAAUGACUUGUCAAAACUAUUUAGUGUCAUGCCUAAUGUACACACAUACAGAAAUCUUCCACAAAAAAUUGUUCCAUCUUUACCAAAAUUCAUUCCAGCAAGAAAACAAGGAGAAGAACUUAGUAAAAUGUUUGGUACCUUAUCAUCGAGUUCUUUUUCUUCAGAUAAACAUGGCUACAGCAUGAAGACAACACAGAAAUCACCAGAAGCUGGAUCCUCUCCUCCCGUCAAACAGCUGCUUGAUGAAUCAGAGACAGUCACCACCAUAGACACUGGGUAUCGAGAAUACCUUUACAAUGUGGCCUGUCUGAGUGAUGAAGAAAUCUGGACAAGAGGAGAUGACAACACCAUGAAACUCUUCAGCAUCAAUCAGGGAUCAGAACUCAAGUCAAUCACAACCAAGUCAGGGAACACACCAUGUGACAUAGCAGUGACAAAAAGUGGAGAUCUAGUUUAUACUGAUUAUGAUGAUAGAACUGUGAACAUUGUGAAGAAUGAGAAGAUAGAGGAGGUGAUCAGACUACAGAACUGGAAUCCUAAAGGUGUCUGUAGUACCUCCUCUGGUGACCUCCUGGUUAUCAUGGAAAGUGAUGAUAACAAACAAACAAAAGUUGUCCAUUACUCUGGCUCCACAGAGAAACAAACCAUUCAGUUUGAUGAUAAAGGUAAACCUCUCUAUUCAUCUGGUUAUUAUUACAGAUACUUAACAGACAACAGGAACCUGGAUAUCUGUGUGUCUGACAGUGGAGCUAAAGCAGUAGUAGUAGUGGUCAAUCAGGCUGGGAAACUGAGAUUUAGGUACACUGGACAUACUCCUGCUCCAAAGAACCAACCAUUCUAUCCACGAGGAAUCACCACAGACAGUCAGAGUCACAUCCUUACAGCUGAUAUUGACAAUGACUGUGUCCACAUCAUAGACCAGGAUGGACAGUUCCUCCGUUACAUAGACUGUGGACUGAGUCUUCCCCGGGGACUGUGUAUAGAUACAAAUGACAAUCUGUUUGUUGCUCAAUAUAGAAACAGAAAAGUGAAGAUGAUCAAAUAUCUGCAAUGAAAUCAAUGACCAAUUUAGAUUACAAGUGAGAUAAAGACACACGAGACAUUUUUAAAAGAAAGGAAGUGAAUAUUUCAAAUGGUCGAAAUUUAUGACAGGACAUGUCUUUUGGAUGAGACUUUAAUGAGAAGAUCAAGGACUUAGAAUCACUCUUCUGAUAAAUUCUACAACCCAAGCUCAUCUAUCAUUGUACAGCUCUAUGUCUUUCUAUUCUAUGCCAUUUAGUAUCCUUGCUAAAUAUUUCAAUAAAGCCUGAAAAUUCCGAAAGUAUGUUACCCUGUUUUACUUUAAGGUUAACACAGUCUGAGAACCCAUGAUGCAUUAGCUGACAAAGAAUGUUGAUUCUUAGCCUCUUAUCAUCUGAAAUAUUCGAUAUAUCCAAGAAAUUCCAAGAGCAGGUCACUGUGACCUAUUUUUUGUUGACAUAUCCAAGGAUAAAUCAACAAAAUUUGCUGAUCCUAAGCCUCUUUGUGACCUAGAUUUAAGACAUAACUAAAAAAAUUUCUAGAAUUAGGUCAAUAGGCCUAAAUUUUAGUUGAUCUAAAAAGCAUCAACUGAAAACUGAUACAAAAAAUUGAUUUUAAGUACUGUAAAUCACUUUUUAUUCACAAGAACUUUACUUUUGCAUAAUGAUGCAAGACUGUCUGUUCACAAAAAUUUUGUUGUUGCAUGCGUAUAGAUUUUCUAGCUUAGCUUAUGUAAAGCAAUUACCAGAAUUUGAGAAAAUGCUGUGCUGUUUAUAAGUACCAUGUACAUAUCUUAUAAGGUUUUGUGAAAUUU
This is a messenger RNA of Saccostrea cuccullata (small rock oyster), 2541 nucleotides long. RefSeq lists its product as uncharacterized. The transcript is spliced from 2 exons. Gene Ontology annotation, molecular function: translation repressor activity; ubiquitin protein ligase activity; zinc ion binding. The coding region runs from base 292 to 1761 and encodes 489 amino acids. Lineage: Eukaryota; Metazoa; Mollusca; Bivalvia; Ostreida; Ostreidae. The record is from RefSeq and is a predicted model, not a curated record. Gene Ontology annotation, biological process: negative regulation of translation; proteasome-mediated ubiquitin-dependent protein catabolic process; protein polyubiquitination.